AUGCCUGCCUCGCUCUCCGUCUCUCGAGGCGGGCCGGGCGUCACGACGGACGCGGGGCGCGGGGCGCGGGGCGCGCGCGCGCGCAGCGGCGGCACCCACCGACCAACGGGGGGUGCGGGGGCGGCAGACCCCGCCCGGCGCCGCGAGUCACCGGCGGCGAGGCCGACUCGCCGCCCGCCCGGCGCGCGAGGGCGCGCGCGCGGCAGCGUGGAGAGGCGGGGGCGGCCCCCGGGGUGGCCCCGAUCGGCAACGCGGGAGCGCGGACGGGGCACCAGGCAGUCGCGUCGAGGCCGGACGGCCGGCCGAGCGCACGCCCCCGCGGGCGGGGACCGGGCCGAGGCCCGGCCCACCCCCGGAGGGGGGCGGCGCGGCGACCGCGGUCACGACGGCUGGCCGGGACCCGACUCGCGCUCAGACGAGCACGCGCGCCGGAACGGGGCGCCUGCCGGGGGGACGGCGCCCCCGCCCGCACGGCGCGUGAGACGGCUGGCGGCGAAGGGGAGGCGCCGGGAAGGCGGCGGAGAAGAGGCGGGCCGUGCACCGCCGCGAGAGACGCUCGGGAGGUCGAAGAAGGAGACGGGAAAAAAGAACCUCCGGGGGCGAGUCGACGGCCGGGGUACACACGGGCUCUCACCGCCAGGGUCCUCCAGCACGAGGAGCGGUCCCGCGGCACCCGGGACAUCGACGGGCCUCGGGGAAACCCCGGCACCUCUCGCGGGGGUGCCCGGCCCGGCCACCACCACGGCCAACACUCUCCCGCACACGCGACGACAUCCCCCGCCGGCCGAUGACCCGGCACGGCCAAACCCCCCCGUCGGGACCGAGAGCACCUCACCCGGGGACACCACCGGCCCUGGUAGCCGGAGGCGACACCCGCGCGGCGAGGCCCGUUCGGGUCCCAGGGGGUGGCCAUUGCGGUCGGGCACCUGUCCGGGCAGGAGGAGGUCGGCGCGCACGGGGAGGACGGCGCGCGCACGCCAGGGACCGCGACGAAGGGCAGCGGGCACGCAGGGAGGCGGCCUGGGGAAGGCCUCGGGCGCGGACGGGCCACCAGGAAAACAGGCACGGGAUCCCACCGCCACCGACACUCGGAGGCGGUCCCGUGACGCCCGUGACGCCGGCCGGCCUCGGCCACCCUUGCGCCUCCCUCGGCUCGGCCCCACCGCCGGGGCCCCUGCGAGACGCCCCCACCGCGGGAGCCGUCCCUUCCGCCCACCCCGUCCAUCCGCCUGGCCCGCUCCGGGGCUCGCGCCCCCGAGGGAACACACGCCCGGGGCGCGGUACCCCGGACCGUGCCCGCACACCACCACCGGCUGCGGCUCGUCACGGGAGCGGGCGGAGAGCUAG
This is a messenger RNA of Diceros bicornis minor, 1347 nucleotides long. Its product is annotated as collagen alpha-2(I) chain-like. The record is from RefSeq and is a predicted model, not a curated record. Bases 1 to 1347 code for a protein of 448 amino acids. Lineage: Eukaryota; Metazoa; Chordata; Mammalia; Perissodactyla; Rhinocerotidae. The transcript has 2 exons.